AUGAGUUUUAUCCACUGGCCAACUAUAAAUUUAGUCCUGACGGUCGUCGGCGCUGGCUUCAUUUUGUCGAUUCAAAGUUUGUAUUACAUCAAAGUUUUCUUUGAUGAGUACCAUUUGCCGCCUUCAUAUCUCAAAAUUGUGCAAAUCCUAUUUUUGGUAUGGAACGCUGUAAACGAUCCCAUGAUGGGAUAUAUGCAGGAUCUUGGAUGUUGUGGUAUGAAAUGGAUUAUGGAUCGACGAAAAGUUGUUCUCUAUGCUGGGCCUGUGUUUGCUGCGUCCUUCUUGCUUUUCUGGUUUCCAUGGUCAACAUCAGUUGGAUGGGUGACUGCUCUUCAUCUCCUUGUAUCCCUGUUCAUCUAUGACACACUCCUCACUCUCGUCCUUUCUGCUUACUGUGGACUUUGUGUCGAAAACUCAAGAAACCAUCAAGAUCGAGUACGAGUGAUUGUGUAUGGAGAAGUAUUCACAAUCAUCGCUGGUCUUCUCAUUUAUCCAUUAGAAACUAUGCCGCAUACAAAUGAACAUUACUGGCUAUUCCAGACAUGUUGUGUGGUUGUCGCUUGUGUUUCAGCUGCACUCAUGGCAUACUCUGGAUAUCAUCUUAAAGUGGAGAGACCUGUAAACGAGGACCAUCAAUUGGAGAAGUUCCAAGAAGGAGAAACAGUGGUUGAGAAAAAGGAAGACACAUGGAGAAACGCGCUUCAAGUGUCUUGGCAAGUUGCCAAAGAACCUAGAUUCAUCUGUCUCGUUGGUGCCCAAUUUUUCCGAAUUCUUCGAUUCAUGGCAAAUGAAAACUUCUUGAUUGUUUUCACCGAGAGUCUUCUAGUCAAUAAUGGAUUCUUCGAGAAAAAUUCCGGAACUUUGGGACUCUUUUAUAUUCUUGCGAGAUCUUGUGGAAGCAUUCUGUUCCUUGUACUAUGGGCACCAACCAAUCGUUUUGGAACUCAAGCAGUCAUUCAAUCUCUGAAUAUUUUAUCAAUUUUCAUUGUGAUUUUUGUAUUGUAUGCUGGAAUGGAUAAUAUCACAGCCGUCGCAAUUUUCAUUAUUUUGGAAAAUGCAAUUUCCCGCUGUGGAUGGCAAGGAUUCUAUAUUGUGGUUGCUGGAGAAGUCGUUGACACUGAUAUGAAACAGAAUAACAGGAAAACUCCCUUCUCCACAAUCAUCUUCACUCUGAAAGCUCUUUUCAACAAACCAGCAGAUCAAUUAGCACCAGUUCUUGUCCUUUCGCUUUUCUUGGAACAAGGGGGUUAUCCACAAUUAACAGUUCCAUGCCAAAAUUUCUACGAAGAUACCUUCUCAAACUCUACUUUACCCUUCAAUUCUACUUCAAUCGAGACUACAACUUUUUCUGGACUUCCAUCUGCUCAACAAUGCACAAACUACAAUCACUGGAUGUUCCUUGCUCUUGCCAUAUUUCCAGCGAUUUGCGCCAUGGGUGAAUCGAUUUUUGUCGCAAUUGAUCAGUAUUGGAGAAGAUAUGUCCAUGGAAAAACUGGACAUUUGGGAGACGAUUAA
Molecule: messenger RNA, 1515 nt
Organism: Caenorhabditis briggsae
Lineage: Eukaryota; Metazoa; Nematoda; Chromadorea; Rhabditida; Rhabditidae
Exons: 9
Coding region: 1-1515 (504 amino acids)
Source: RefSeq, a predicted model, not a curated record